AUGGCAUCUGGCCCUGCUACUCAGUCACUCAAGUGCGUGGUGACGGGUGACGGUGCCGUCGGCAAGACAUGUCUUCUAAUUUCAUACACCACCAAUGCCUUUCCCGGGGAGUACAUCCCCACAGUCUUCGACAACUACUCCGCAAGUGUCAUGGUUGACGGCCGACCUAUCAGUCUGGGACUUUGGGAUACCGCAGGACAGGAAGAUUACGACCGCCUCCGACCGCUUUCCUACCCGCAAACCGACGUGUUCUUGAUCUGCUUUUCGAUUGUCAGCCCUCCUUCCUUCGACAACGUCAGGGCCAAAUGGUAUCCUGAGAUUGAGCACCACGCGCCGGGCGUGCCCAUCAUCCUGGUCGGCACCAAACUGGACUUGCGAGAAGAUCGCGCUACCACAGACACCCUCCGCUCGAAGAAGAUGGAGCCCGUCUCGUAUGAGCAAGCGCUCGCUGUUGCAAAAGAGAUCAAGGCUCACAAGUACCUGGAGUGCUCUGCUCUGACGCAACGAAACUUAAAGAGCGUCUUUGACGAGGCUAUUCGAGCCGUACUCAAUCCCCGUCCACAGGCCAAAAGCAGGUCCAAAAAAUGUCUCAUUAUGUAA
Talaromyces rugulosus is the source of this 600-nucleotide messenger RNA. RefSeq lists its product as uncharacterized. The record is from RefSeq and is a predicted model, not a curated record. Gene Ontology annotation, molecular function: GTP binding; GTPase activity; protein kinase binding. The transcript is spliced from 5 exons. Gene Ontology annotation, biological process: establishment or maintenance of cell polarity; small GTPase-mediated signal transduction; regulation of actin cytoskeleton organization. Gene Ontology annotation, cellular component: cell cortex; cytoskeleton; cytoplasmic vesicle. Bases 1 to 600 code for a protein of 199 amino acids. Lineage: Eukaryota; Fungi; Ascomycota; Eurotiomycetes; Eurotiales; Trichocomaceae.